UAUUGCACGACUAUCAGCUCGAAAAUGUUCGGUUUCCUUUCAUGCACGAAAAGUCCAGUUUCUGAGACUCACUCAAAAACCGACCUGAUUGGUUCUGGUAAUGUUUUAAAGAGAAAAAACAACUCAAAUGAGUUUGAGUCCUCGACUGUCCCUGAACAGCUGUUGUUCUUCCUGGGUUUUCUCGCUGCGGUCUUCAUGGGGACUGUAUUCCCUCUCCUGUUCAUAGCAUACUCAGAAUUCGUCAACCUUAUGAUAGCUCGACAAUCAACUGAUUGUAUCAUCUCCAACAAUUACAUUUUACAGCUGUUUGGUGGGGGUAGUACCAAUUCCAGUGGUACAUAUGAGGAGAGGAUGGAUCGUUUGCUCGAUGAUUCCCUGGCUUUUGUCAUGGCUGAAACUUCUGUGGCUGCAACAAUGUUUGCCUUUGCCGUCCUUUCUGUAUACUUGUUAAACUACUCUGCUCAGAAACGGGUAGGCAGAAUCAGAAGACAUUUCCUGCGAGCUGUUCUCUACCAGGACAUUUCAUGGCACGACACGCAAAACACUGGCGCUUUUGCAGCACAAUUAACCGACAGCCUGGAUAAACUGCAAGAAGGUGUGGGGGAGAAGGUUGGAAUGUUUGUCUAUCUUGUGACAACGUUUGUAGUUUCCGUCAUCGUGGCGAUGUUCUACGGGUGGAAACUUGCUCUCGUCAUGACAGCGACCUGCCCCGUUUUUAUAUUGGUGACCGUCUUGGUUGCAAGGGUUCAGACACGUCUGUCUGCCAAGGAAGAGGAGAGUUACGGAGACGCAGGAGCAGUCGUAGAGGAGGUUCUGUCUAACAUCAGAACAGUGGCAGCCUUCGGAGGGGAACACAAAGAAGUUGACAGAUACAAUCAAAAACUGAUUCCGGCUAGAAGAGCUGGCAUCAAAAGUGGAAUAUUCUCGGGUUUCGGAGGAGGAGUUUCAUGGAUGUUGAUAUUCUUCAGUUACUCCAUUGCGUUCUGGUAUGGAACUCCGCUAAUAUUGGCAGAUCGAUACAAUGAAGACAAGACUUAUACUCCCGGAGUUUUGCUCAUUGUUUUGAAUGGCGUUGUCAUUGGUGCAAUGAAUUUAGGUUUAUGCACUCCUCAUCUUGAAGCUUUUGCUAAAGCUAAAGGAGGUUAUGAUUCCGUCAUUGCAAUCUUACAAAGGAAACCUGUGAUAAAUAUCAACGAGAAAGGAGUUCUUUUGGACUCAAAAUUAGGAGAAAUUGAGUUUAAAGAUGUUCAUUUCACUUACCCUGCUAGACCUGAUGUUAAGAUUCUGAAAGGACUCAGCCUCAAAGUCAAGAAAGGGGAGAGUGUGGCCAUUGUUGGAGGUUCGGGGAGUGGGAAGUCAACAACAAUUCAACUAAUCGAACGUUUCUACGACCCUCAGAGUGGUCAGAUAAGUCUUAACGGAGUAGACUUGCGCACUCUGGACCUGCGGUGGGUUCGAGCUCAGAUUGGGCUGGUUGGACAAGAACCUGUAUUGUUCAACACGACGAUCGCAGAGAACAUCUGUUGUGACUUGAAGGUGACGCGAGCAGAGAUGGAAGAAGCAGCCAGGGAGGCGAACGCUCACAACUUCAUCAUGAAACUGCCUGGGGGUUACGGGACCAUGGUAGGGGAGCGCGGCGCACAGCUCUCUGGGGGACAAAAGCAGAGGAUAGCCAUCGCCCGAGCUUUGCUGCGACAGCCGAGCAUCCUGCUGCUAGACGAGGCGACUAGCGCGCUGGACAUGGCUAACGAGGCUGUGGUGCAGAGCGCGUUGGAGCGCGCCAGCAGAGGCCGCACGACUAUCACCAUCAGCCAUCGACUCUCAUCCAUCCGCAACGUCGACCGCAUCCUGGUCCUGGCUAGCGGAAGACUGGUAGAGGAAGGAUCUCACUCAGAAUUAAUGGAGAAGAAGGGACAUUACUACUCUUUGGUGACAGCUGAUGCUUCUCUUCAAGAGGCUUCCAGCCCCAGUAACAAAGACAAACUAGACACGCAAACAAAUGAGUUCAUACCUCUGGAAGAAGCUGACGUAAUACCAAAGGAAACUGAGAAAAAGGAAGACUUGCCUGAAGAGGAUUACAAUGUCCCGCUUUUGAAGAUCGUCGGACUCAACAAACCUGAAUGGCACUACGUACUCUUGGGAUCUGUCUUUUCAUUUCUCAAUGGAUGCAUUUCACCUCUUAGUGCUGUAUUCUUUGGAAAUAUAUAUUGGGCGUAUUCUUCGCCUGACGACAGUGUCAUCCUCUCCGCAGGAAACCUUUACGCUUUAUUGUUUGUCGUCCUCGGGAUAUUUGCCUUCAUCUGUGUCUUUUUGCAGUUUUCGAGUCUGACGUUAGCCGGGGUGCGGAUGACAACGAGGCUACGUGUGAACGUGUUCAAAGCGAUGUUGCUGCAGGAGAUGGCUUGGUUUGACGAUGAGAGACAUUCCGUCGGCAGCCUCUCUGCUAGACUGUCGGGCGACACCUCCACUAUACAAGGGGCCACUGGUAGCAAGCUGGGAACACUACUGCAGGGCGUCAGCACUCUAGGUGUUGGUACGUUGCUGUCUCUCUACUACUCGUGGAAGAUGACCGUUGUUUGUCUCAUCUGUAUCCCGUUCAUGCUCUUCUCCAUCGUCCUCGAGAGCAGAGUCAUGCAUUCUGAGGACUCCAUUGAAAAGAAAGCUUUAGGAGACGCCACUAAGAUAGCAGUAGAGGCUAUUUCAUCAGUGCGCACCGUGCAGAGCCUGGGACAGGAGAACGCAGUGUUGGAACGCUACACUCGUCGUCUGCUUGAAGCCGAGGAGUCACUACGUAGAAAGACGAGAUUCAGAGGUGUUGUCUUCGGUCUCGGUCAAUCAACUGCCUGGUUCGCCUACGGUUUCAGUUUCGGUUACGGAGGGUACCUCAUAGCCAGGGAAGGAGUGUCUUAUAGAAACAUCAACAUAGUCGCAGAAGCUCUUCUGUAUGGAGCCUAUAUGUUAGCUCAGGCUGUUUCAUUCGCCCCAAGCUUAAAUCUGGCAAAGAUAGCAGCUGGUCGACUGUUUAAGAUCCUAGAUCGCAAUCCGCUUAUCUUCUCUGGGUCAAACAUGGCUUCUUUAUCUUGGAAAGCCAAAGGAGACAUAGAGUAUAGAGACGUCCACUUCUCAUAUCCGAGCCGGCCUGAUCACUGGAUUCUGCAAGGUCUUCAGCUGAGCAUUGCCAGAGGACAGAAAGUGGCUCUAGUAGGUCCAAGUGGCUGCGGAAAGUCUACUUGUGUCCAACUGUUGCAGAGAUUCUACGACCCAGUGUCAGGUUCAUUGAAAAUAGACAGUGCAGACUCCGUUGAUAUUCCUAUUAGGCAGCUGAGGGCUGGAUUAGGUAUUGUGUCCCAGGAGCCUGUUUUGUUCGACCGCACGAUCGCAGAGAACAUUGCAUACGGUGACAACACUAGGGCCGUCAGCAUGGCAGAGGUGGUGGAGGCGGCCAAACAAGCAAACGUCCACUCUUUCAUAUCUUCCCUUCCUGCAGGUUAUGAAACUCGACUGGGCAGUAGAGGAGCCCAACUGUCUGGUGGCCAGAAGCAAAGGAUAGCAAUCGCUCGAUCUUUGGUUCGCAACCCACAAAUUUUAAUUUUAGAUGAGGCAACAUCUGCUCUGGAUUCGCAGAGCGAAAAGAUGGUACAAGAGGCACUAGAUGAAGCAUCUUCGGGUCGCACAUGUAUCAUCAUCGCACACAGAUUGAGCACGGUGACCAAUGCUGAUGUGAUCUGUGUGCUGAGUCGAGGAGCCGUGGUUGAGAUGGGCUCCCAUGCCCAGCUCAUGGCCAAUGGCGGCCAUUACGCUCGCCAGCUGCUUUCGCAACAGUAACGGGGCUGUGAUAAUACUAGAUUAGUGAUAUUUAGAUCAAAGUUCCUCUAGGGAUUAACAUAAGAAGCUAAUGUUUAUACUUACAUACAUCAAUUUACAUUAAAUCAUGAUCUCAACAUGAGAACAAUACCAAAUAGUAUAGGAAGAUUGAAUAUUAACUUUACAGUCUGCAUAAAAAUCUUGUGCCUGCCUUAAUGGCACAAGGAAAAUCUUGUCUAACACAUCUAAUUUAACAAUUUGAUUCAAUCAACUUGUUUUUUAAAUCAUCUUAUAUUAAAAGUGUAAUUUUAUAUUCUUAUGAGCUUGGCGCUUUCCAUACUCCUUAGUAAUGCUUGAUUUGCUUGUAUAGCCAGAACAAUAUACAAAAAUGUAUUAUUUACAAAGGGUCUUUUUUUUUUUUUUUAGGGAGAGGAGGGAAAAUGCUUUUACGCACACAGGUAGCCAGCCUGUAGUGUGAGACUCCUGAAAAUUGUCAGACUACUCACUAAAAAACCCCCUCUACUCUGUUGGACACAGACCUGGAAUUGUUUGUCACAUUACUUCAAGUCAGGCCAACAUGUGACCUAAGCCCUCAGGGCUCGCACCGUUUCUGGCAUUUCGAUUCUUAAUGACCUACAACCGCAUCCCGGUCAAGGUCGAUCUUCUUGGCGCGGAGAAUACCCUGGAUAUAAUGUGACACACAGGUCCAAUUGUCCUCACCCUCCGUCAUAAUCGGUAUGACCGUGUCCACCGACAGCAGUCCUAUUAAUUGUUGAGCCUCCAGGCGGGGCCUUUCCCAGCGCUGGCAGUGGAAAAAUGUAUGUUCCACGUCAUCGAGAAUGCCUGGGCAGUAUAUGCAGUCGGGUGACACGGCUUUGCCCAUCCUAAACAGGUACGACCGGAAAAAGCCGUGUCCCGUCAGAAAUUGGGUCAGGUAGAAGUCCACCUCUCCGUACCGCCGAUCAACCCAAGGUUGGACUUGCUGUAUCAGUCGCCUGGUCCAGAGUCCCCGUGUCUCCUGUUCCCAGCCCUCCUGCCACAGCUGGUAGGUGUGGGUUGCGUUCCUCUGUUCGUGCCUCGUCCUCCCCACGGCGCCGGUAAAUUGCCUUUCUCUCCGCCGCCAAAAGUUUGACGGGGAUGACUCCAGCAAUCACCAGGACGGCGGGCUCGGACACUGUUCGGUAGGCAGAUGCUACCCUCAGUGCUGCCUGACGCUGCACUCAGGCGAGCCGCAUCUACAAAGGGUCUUAGAAAGUGGUUCUUUUUAAAUGAAUAUGUUUGGAAGUUAAAAAAUAAACUUUUGAAGACAUUAGAUUCAACAUAUUAGAAGUAUUGCUUUAUUCAACCAUAGUCUAUAACUGGAAUUAAUUUCCAACAGUUUCAAUUGUUUUUCGCUGAUAUAUGCCUAUAUUUCAUACAUGAACAAAGUGCCUAUUUCGCUGAUCACAAUAAUUAGUAUAAAGUACAAUGUCUCACUUGUAUUGACAAAUAGAAAUAUUUUUAUAUUACUCUAAAUAAUUUUACUUUUUGUAUAUCAUUUAGCUUUUAGGGAAACAAACUAAUUUUAUCAAUGCUUAUAUUAAAAGUUUUUU
Molecule: messenger RNA, 5396 nt
Organism: Macrosteles quadrilineatus (aster leafhopper)
Lineage: Eukaryota; Metazoa; Arthropoda; Insecta; Hemiptera; Cicadellidae
Product: multidrug resistance protein homolog 49-like
Exons: 24
Coding region: 25-3825 (1266 amino acids)
Biological process (GO): transmembrane transport
Cellular component (GO): membrane
Molecular function (GO): ABC-type transporter activity; ATP hydrolysis activity; ATP binding
Source: RefSeq, a predicted model, not a curated record